GGAGGGUGCUGAGCGCUCCGCUGCCGUCGCUGUCCCACUCCGAGUCCCCGCGGAGCCGGAGCUGAGUGGCACCAUGGUGGUCACGCUGGGCUACUGGGACAUCCGUGGGCUGGCACACUCCAUCCGCCUGCUGCUGGAGUACACCGAGACCCCCUACCAGGAGCGGCAGUACCGACCUGGUCCAGCCCCUGACUACGACACAAGCGACUGGACCAAGGAAAAGGAGAAGCUGGGACUCGACUUCCCCAACCUGCCCUACCUCAUCGAUGGCACCGUCAAGCUGACCCAGAGCAAUGCCAUCCUGCGCUACAUCGCCCGCAAGCACAACAUGUGUGGAGAGACAGAGCAGGAGCUGAUCUAUGUGGACAUGCUGGAGAACCACCUGAUGGAUUUGAGGAUGAAAUUCGCCCUGCUCUGUUACAAUCCUGACUUCGAGAAGCUGAAGCCUGCGUACCUGGAGCAGCUGCCGGGGAAGCUGCGAGAGCUGUCGCGGUUCCUGGGCUCCCGACAGUGGUUUGUGGGAGACAAGCUCACCUAUGUGGAUUUCCUGGCAUACGAUGUGCUGGACCAGCAGCGAAUGUUCGUCCCUGACUGCCCUGAGCUGCAGGGCAACCUGAGCCAGUUCCUGCAGCGCUUCGAGGCCCUGGAGAAGGUCUCUGCCUACCUGCGCUCAGGACGCUUCAUGAAGACUCCGAUUUUCUGGCGCACAGCACAGUGGUGCAACACCAAGGACUGAUUGGGGUCACCUGCCCUGCACCCCACCACCCCCUCAGGCACACCC
This is a messenger RNA of Dryobates pubescens (Downy woodpecker), 781 nucleotides long. RefSeq names its product glutathione S-transferase 2. Lineage: Eukaryota; Metazoa; Chordata; Aves; Piciformes; Picidae. The coding region runs from base 74 to 736 and encodes 220 amino acids. The record is from RefSeq and is a predicted model, not a curated record. Gene Ontology annotation, molecular function: glutathione transferase activity. Gene Ontology annotation, biological process: glutathione metabolic process. The transcript has 8 exons.